AGACGCUUGACGAUUCACGCAUAUCGCUGAAGGUAAGACUGACCGUUCCUUUUUGUUCUCUGCGUUAGCAGUUCGUUUUCUUUUCUUGAGCCUGUUUCAAACUUGAUGGAGGGGCAUUUCAUGUGAUGAGGGGCAAUACUUUUUUUUGCAGCAGAAGAUGGAGAAGAAGAGAUCAGCGCUGUCUACUUCACAAGACACUAUGCAGAAUUGGAGCAGCCAGAAGCGCUUCCUUCACAGGUUGAGACUCGUUCAAGCCGAUCUGUUUGCCGUCUCUCCCAUAUACAACCAGGGAGAGUAGCUGGAGGAUAUCAACUGUUAUCAAAUACCCCUCCAUCCAUGCAUCCCACUUCAACACCACAAACUCCAAACUCCCACAUGGACCCAAAGCUAACACAAACCAGACACUAAAACACAAGAUACCCCCUACCGCAAUUCCAAACCCCCCAAACCACAUCGACAUCAACACCAACAAAACCCAUCCAAAAUGGUCACCCUAACCCCCGACACAAUCGACGACCUAAUCUACUCCGCGCGCGCCGGCGAGCUCCAAGACCUUCAAACGGACCUAACCACCCUAGCAACCCAGACCUCCACGACCCCGGCACACAUCAUCGCCGCAGCAAUCGACACGGCUCCCCAAGAAGAAGGUGGAAGUGGGUCGAGUCUGCUGCAUUAUCCUGCUGCGAAUGGGAACCUAGAAAUCCUAACCUACCUCCUCACCACCCUAACCACCCUCCCCAGCCGACCAGAAAUCACCAAAGUGCUCAACCACCGGAACUACUCAGGAAACACGCCUUUGCACUGGGCGGCGCUGAACACGCAUCUGGAGUGUGUGAAGGCGCUGGUAGAGGCGGGUGCGGAUGUCGGGGUGAAGAAUGAUGCGGGGCUGGAUGCGGUGUUUUUGGCGGAGCGGGCGGAUUGGAAGACUCAGGAGGAUGGAGCGGAUGACGAGGAUGAGGAGGUUGAGGUGGAGAUUGGUGGCGAGGGUGGAGAGCAGAAACAGGAUGCUGGGGAGAUGACGAGGGGGAGACAGGUUGUCGAGUGGUUGUUGAGUUCGGAGAAGGCGGCGGAGUCGUUGGAGAAGGCUGCUAGUAAGGAUAAGGAUGAGAAGGAGGAGGGGGAGAAGAUGGAUACGACGAAUUAAUUUCUGUUUACGAUAUAUAAUGAUGAUGAAUAGGUGGAGGAGGUUUCGUUGGUAUAGUAUAGACUUGCAUCAUACAUAAAAAGUUCAUUGCGCUCUUGGUC
Molecule: messenger RNA, 1245 nt
Organism: Aspergillus piperis CBS 112811
Lineage: Eukaryota; Fungi; Ascomycota; Eurotiomycetes; Eurotiales; Aspergillaceae
Product: ankyrin
Exons: 2
Coding region: 485-1144 (219 amino acids)
Molecular function (GO): protein binding
Source: RefSeq, a predicted model, not a curated record